This is a messenger RNA of Vicia villosa (hairy vetch), 2495 nucleotides long. Its product is annotated as DNA polymerase eta. Lineage: Eukaryota; Viridiplantae; Streptophyta; Magnoliopsida; Fabales; Fabaceae. The transcript is spliced from 16 exons. Gene Ontology annotation, molecular function: damaged DNA binding; DNA-directed DNA polymerase activity. Gene Ontology annotation, biological process: response to radiation; error-prone translesion synthesis. The record is from RefSeq and is a predicted model, not a curated record. The coding region runs from base 97 to 2181 and encodes 694 amino acids. Gene Ontology annotation, cellular component: replication fork; site of double-strand break; nucleus.
AAUUAUCAUCUCUAAAAAAAAAUUUAUGUAGAAAAAAGAAAGAGGUAAACGGACUUGGAGGGAAAAAGAAGAAGUGAGGAGAGUAGCGAAGAGAAGAUGCCUGUGGCGAGGCGAGAGACUUGUGAUGCAAGAGUCAUUGCUCAUGUAGACAUGGAUUGCUUUUAUGUCCAAGUGGAACAGAGGAAGCAACCAUCUUUAAGGGGCUUGCCUACUGCAGUCGUACAGUACAACUCCUACAAAGGCGGAGGCUUGAUUGCUGUUAGCUAUGAAGCUCGCAAAUGCGGGGUCAAACGUUCAAUGCGUGGUGAUGAAGCAAAGGAAGCCUGUCCGCAAAUUCAAUUGGUUCAAGUCCCUGUCGCACGUGGUAAAGCUAACCUCAACACAUAUAGGAAUGCCGGUUCUGAGGUUGUUACAAUUCUCUCGCGGAAGGGUCGAUGUGAGAGAGCUUCAAUUGAUGAGGUGUAUCUUGACCUCACCGAUGCUGCUCAAACUAUGUUAAUGGAAACUCCUCCGGAAAGCAUGGAACAUGUUGAGGAGGAAGUUACCAAGUCCCAUGUUUUGGGGCUUCAAGUUAAGGAUGGAAAUGAUGCUAAAGAAGAAGUUAGGAAGUGGCUUUGUAGGAGUGAUGCUAGCUACCAAGAAAAGCUAUUAGCUUGUGGGGCCUUCAUUGUUGCUGACCUCAGAAUGCAGGUUUUGAAAGAGACGGAAUUCACAUGCUCUGCUGGUAUUGCUCAUAAUAAGAUGCUGGCUAAACUUGCUAGUGCUAUGAAUAAACCUGCACAACAAACAGUUGUGCCACAUUCAUCCGUUGAAGGGUUGCUCGAGUCUUUUCCCAUUAAGAAAAUGAAACAGCUUGGGGGAAAGCUGGGGACUUCCUUACAAAGUGACCUUGGUAUCAACACUGUCGGUGAUCUGCUUCAAUUUUCAGAGGAGAAGCUACAACAACGUUAUGGGAUCAACACUGGUACUUGGCUGUGGAAUAUUGCGAGAGGAAUCAACGGGGAAGAAGUUGAGGAGCGACUACUUCCUAAGAGCCAUGGUUCUGGAAAGACAUUUCCUGGGCCUCAAGCUUUGAAGACAUUUGCAUCUGUUCAGCACUGGCUUAACGAACUGUGUGAAGAGCUGAGUGAACGCCUUGAGUCUGACAUGGAUCAAAACAAACGGAUUGCGCACACGUUGACUCUGCAUGCUAGAGCAUAUAAGAGAGGGGAUUUAGAUUCACAUAAAAAGUUCCCUUCUAAAUCUUGUUCUUUAAGAUAUGGGACUACAAAGAUCCAAGAGGAUGCCCUAACUCUAUUUCACGCUGGAUUACGUGAUUUUUUGGGCCUUUUCAACUUUAAGACUCAAAGUAGUGAAAAUAACAGCUGGGGAAUAACAUCACUUUCUGUUUCUGCGAGUAAGAUUGUCCCAAUACCAUCUGGGACACAUUCGAUUGCUAAAUAUUUCGGUGAGCGAUUACCAUCUAGUUCUUCAUCAAAUCAACCAGUAGAUAAUGUCAUUGACGAAGUUGCACCAUCCUCACCGUCAGCUGAAAAUUGUUGGGAAGUGAUUCCUAAUGAACUGCAACUUGAAUAUCCUGAAGAAGACCCAGGAAUGAACCAUUCAAAUGCUUGUCUAGAUCAACCGGAUCUGUUGGGCAAUUUAUCUGAAAAAGUAGACGGCUUGACAGAAGAAUCCUCCCUUGUGGCACCCUCGGGAAAUGAAGACAGGGUGACACAAAUUGAGUCAUGUAGAGAUAUACCCACAAAAGAACCUAGGCAUGCUUUCAAUACCUUCAGUGCGAAUGCAGUUGAGAAGAAAAAGGCAGCAGGAAAGAAGCCUCAACAGGGGAGUUGUUCAAUUACAAAUUUUUUCAAUAAUUACCAUAAUUCCCAGUCUUCAUUUGAGCAGAAGAAUGUUACAAAUGCCCAAGGAUCUCAGUCUGCCAGUUCUAGUUAUUUAUCAAAUAAUCAAGUUGAGAUACCACCUGAAGAGGUUGAUAAAAAUAGCAUAGAUUGUAUUCCUCAAAGAAGCCAAGCUUGGAGUUAUAACAUUGAUGAGAUUGACCCCUCUAUCAUUGAUGAAUUACCACCUGAAAUUCAGGAUGAGUUUCGAACAUGGCUUAGGCCUCGUAAGCGGCCUCAUGUGGUUAAACGAGGUUCUAAUAUUACUCAAUAUUUUCGACCUGACAGAAGUAAAUAAAAUGAUUAUCAACUUUGGUCUACCGCAAAUAGAAGCUUUAAAUACAUGUAGCUGAUUUCUGAUUGGAUACUUGGUUUAGAUCUUUAGGAAAUCAGUGGAAGAAACCUUGUUACUCUAUGCCCCUUUGUAACCUUAUGUGAAUGUAAAUAUAUAUGUAUACAUGCUGAUCAUUCUUUCCCCUUAGAUUUGCUAUUUUUUCUUUUAGGUUUGCUCUGGACUGGAGGUUUUGUUAUUAGCCUUUUCUCGUACUCCUAUUGUAGUAGUAACUUUACUGAAAUCUCCAUAUAAAAUGAGAAAAUAAAAGUUUUAGAUAA